GCUCCAAGUAUCCGGUAGUUAAGGAAAAAUGAAAAAAAAAAAUUGUUCGAACAAUUUUCCGUGAAAAAUAAUGAAGCUUGUAUUAUUGUCCAUAACAACCUAUUGAAAAUAAAAAUUCAUCGCUUGGAUCGGCCCGUCCCUGAGCAAUCAAUAUGGCCUCCAGCCGUAUGCGGGGGACGCAUCAGAAGUGAGGUUUAUCGUCCAAAAGUGUUUGGAAUCUCGUGAUAACCGAACAGUAAACAACCCCGCGUGCCGAGAACCGUCCAGGGGGUCCUCACCUAUUAAAUAACUCUCAAAAACCCCCCUAAUUUAUUCAUAAAGUCUGAAAAACAUUGUGCGCAAGAGGCGUUACGCCGAAGAGUGGUCUUGCUGCCUAGGACAAGCCGAUCUGGGUCCCAAGUCAUCGAGAAAAAGAAGGAAAAAAAAGUGAAAAAAAAAAACCCUCAGCAAUAUGCCCGGCUGACCUGAUCCUGGGGGAGUAUAUUUUUCAAUUCUCGAGACGUCAUGUCUCAUGAUACGAUGAAAGAGACUACGGGAAAAAUCGAGAGUUGUGGCGAAGAACUCGCCGAAGACGAAGAGAUGACGAACUCAGUACCUGAUAAAUUGAGUAUACAGCAGAUACUGGAGGGAAUGACCAACGAGUUUAAUCGGGCUGUAGCCAAGUGCAAUGACGACGAGAAGAGUAAUGAUAAAAUCGGCAUUGCUGACAGUGAGACUAACGAAGGGAGUACGUCCAUGGAAAAUGGUGAAGUUGCUGAUGAUUCAGUUUUAGAAGGGAGGGAGGAGAACAAUGAGGCUCCUGAGGAGGUUAUGAAUGACUCUAAGGAGCCAUUCAGGGAUAGCAACGAGCCUGGCAAGCAGGAGAUACCAAAAAAGGAUGGCAAUGUUCCGAGAAUUGUUCUGACAUUCAGAACCAUCGAUGAAAAUACAAACGAUGGCAAAAAAACGAAGAUUUCGAGUUGUGGCCCUAGUUUGAGUCUUGUUACUGAGGAAUUAGUGAACAGUGAUCAGAUUGGCGGAGUCUCUGUGAAAAUUGAACACUCGGAUGAAGUGUCUGAAGGUGUUGACAAGUCGGAUAAUGAAGAGGGGAAGGAUGGUGAUGAGGUUAAGUGUGAUGGGAUUGCGGAGAGUGAGGAGAAGAACGUGGCUGUUGAGAGUGAUGAAGUGAUCAAGGGGGGUGAUGACGACGGAAAGAAGGAUGAGGAGGAGGUGAAGGCACCUGUCACCAGGAAGAGGAAGUAUGCCAGCAGGCAGAGGGCGGUUAGCACUGAUUCGCCAUGUCCAAAACGAUCAGCAAGACGCUCUUGUAAAGAGCAGUUCAGUGUUCUGGAGAGUGCUAUGGCAAGAAAGGAGAAGUCAUAUUACACUGGGGAUAACAAGGUUACGAAGAAACCUGUGAAGACCUCGGGGAGAUCCAAGAGGCUCAGUGGUGCUAAGGACAGGGCCAAAGCUGAUGGUAAUUCGAGUCAGGAGUUGAUCAGUUCUGCCAAUGAGGGAAACAGCAGUCUGGACGAGUCCAAGGAGGCUAGCCCUGUGGAUGGGGAUGAGGUGGAAACGUCACGUGGGGUUGGGGAGUUCGAGGGUAUGCCCAAACUGUCGCCUAUAGUCAAGGAGCUGGCCAAACAGGGCAAGGGAGAGAUAGGGAAGAGUGAUAAACCCUUUUUGAGGCCUGUUGCCGGGAAAAAUAGGAGGAAUGGGGGGAGGGCAAGAGGUGGGGGUGGAGAAAGGCGGCUUCCUAAGGUUGAGGGGUUUGAGGAUGGACCUGAUGCUGCUGAGGCUGGAAAGAAUAAUGAUUAUCCUGAAGAAUCCAACGUUCCCACGAAAAGAACUCGUCGCAGUAUGGCUCCCAGUCCAAGCCCAGCUGAAGGACAGGCAUCAAAGCCAGAAUCGACAGCAAUACUCAGUGAAACCUAUGAGCAAUCAAUGCUAUGCCUCUGCCAAAUCAGAUCCCAGUUAUACGUAACAAUAACGGGCUCAGGUGCUCCCCUGUACUGCACAGCAAUAGAUUCAAUUGAUAACCGAUUAAUUGGAUGCUGUAACGAGGUAGACAGCAACGACGUCGCAAUGAGACGGCCAAGCACCCGUGUGCCUUUCAUAAUCCUUUGUCGUUCUCAUAAAGAGCGCCUUUUGCGUCACAACUGUUGUCCAUCAUGCGGUCUAUUCUGUACCCAGGGGAAAUUCAUCCAGUGCAACAAUGGCCACCAGUACCACAUCGAUUGCGAAGUAUUCGUCAAUAAGAAGCCAGUCUGUCCUCAUUGUGCCAAUGACAGCUCAAAUGUUCACGUUCUCAUCACAAUGUCUGGCAGCAGAAAACCCGUGUACAUACCUUCCAGAAAGAAAUUCUCGAAGCUACCGUCUGCUAAGAUGAGCCUGCCUGGUAAGGGGGACAAUACCAAAUUGGCAGAACGUCCUCCCAGUCCACUAGUCAGGCCCGGAGACAUCAAAAUUCCCGAGGCCACUGUUACCUCAGAGAGACCUGAACGUUAUACUGUUAUGAGUCUCUAUCAGGCGGUUAAGAACGGCGAUUUGGACAAAUUGGUCAAUAUUCUCAGCUGCGGUUAUAAUGCAAAUCACACAUUUCGUGAACACUCUCAACGGACUGGCCUCCACAUUGCAGCAGAGCGUGGCCAUUUGGGCUGUGUGAACGUCCUAGUGCAGGCUGGAGCCCAACUAGACGUCAUGGACAAGCACCAGCUCACGCCCCUCAUGCUGGCAGCUACCGAGGGCAAAACUGAAAUUGUGAGGUACUUGGUACGAGUUGGGGCUGAUGUUACACUGAAGGGGGAGGAUGGCAUGACUGCUCUUCAUCGAGCCGCCAAGUCAGGACAUCUAGAGGCCUGUCAAAUAAUUCUUUCGGAGUGUAAAGUCCCCAAAACACUAGUGGAUUCUGUGGACGACGGUGGCUGGACAAGUCUCAUUUGGGCCUGUGAAUUUUGUCACAUAGACGUGGCACGUUUUUUGAUAGAAAAAAAAUGUGAUCCCCUGAUCCGCGAUGCCGAGCAAAACAUCGCCCUUCACUGGAGUGCGUUCAGUGGUAGUUCAGAAAUAACAGAGAUGCUUUUAAAUGAAGGCUGUGACGUUAAUGCUGUGAAUGUCCAUGGUGAUACACCACUCCAUAUUGCAGCACGACAGGACCAGUAUGCAGUCAGUGUACUACUGCUAGCUAGAGGUGCUAAAGUAUCCGAAGUUAAUGCAGCUGGUGAGACGGCUGUUAAUUGUUGUACGAAUGAUGGAGAUACCCUAGCAGCACUCAGAUUGAAUGCAAGAGUCAAUGAAUUAUCGGAACAUUUGUGGGAGAAGACGACGAGAAUUUUGACUAAUGAUAUAUCCAGGGGAAAGGAAACUAAUCCAGUACAGUGUGUCAAUGGCUUUGAUGCUGAGGACAAACCCACGGAUUUUGUUUAUGUGACUGAAAAUUGCUUUACCAGUAAUAUACAUGUUGAUAGGACUAUAACGUCACUGCAGUCGUGCAGGUGUGAGGACAAUUGUAGCUCGGAAAAGUGUUUGUGCGGCAAUAUUAGCCUACGAUGUUGGUAUGACGAGGAGGGGAAACUCAUACCAGAGUUCAACUAUGCAGAUCCCCCAAUGUUAUUUGAAUGCAAUCAGGCCUGUGAUUGCAACCGAAUCACUUGUAAUAAUCGCGUUGUUCAGCACGGUUUGACCCAAAGAUUCCAAUUAUUCAGAACGAAGGGAAAGGGCUGGGGUUUAAGGACCCUGAGACCCAUUCCCAAAGGUGCUUACGUUUGUGAAUACAUCGGUGAAAUUAUUUCCGACUCCGAGGCCGAUCAUCGUGAGGAUGACUCCUAUCUCUUCGACCUCGAUAACAGAGACGGGGAGACCUACUGUAUCGACGCAAGGCGAUAUGGAAAUCUAGCGCGCUUCAUAAAUCAUUCCUGCGCCCCAAAUUUACUUCCCGUUCGUGUUUUUGUGGAACACCAGGACCUACAUUUUCCCAGAAUAGCAUUUUUUGCUAAUCGUGAUAUUGCAGCUGAUGAAGAGCUUGGAUUUGAUUAUGGCGAGAAAUUCUGGAUCAUCAAAUACAAAUCUUUCACAUGUACCUGUGGAGCUCUCAACUGCCGAUAUUCCGAGAAAACCAUUCAAGUAACACUAGACAAUUACAGAAAAAAAAUUCAACAAGAGGAGACUUUAGCUGCCCAAAUAGUUUGAAUAUUAUCUCAAUUUGCAAUUGAAUUCAAUUUCAUUGAUCUCAUGAUUGGAAUAAGCACAAGAUAAUGCAAUGAAAAAAAAAUUAAAAAUGAACAAAAGCCUAAUGAGUACAAAAUGAUCGAGUUAAUUGAAGAGUCUUAACAGUUUGCAGCUCAAGAGAAUUUAUAAUUUCAAUCCUUGAGACUUUACAAAUUCCCAAUAGCAAAUUAAAUUUGUACAGUUUUUUCGCCGUGCAUUUUUACUGUUUGAUUUUUAUUUUUCAGUCAUCCAGACCUCGGAAUUUUAAUGCCACGUUAAAAUUCAUUUGUCAUUAUUCAAUCGCUUAAUCGCCUAGGGAACAAAUUUAUUUCGAUUGUCCAUGAAUAGUAGUAACUCCAGUGUGUUCAGUCUCUACAGUUACAUUGUAUUUUUCUGCAGUUGUAGCAAUGUUUGCUCAUUUUUCAAUUGUCGAAAGUAUUUUGUAAAUGCAACCGGGGGUUAGUUAAAUCAAGAUGUACACCGUUUUGUACAAAUCCAUUUUUGUACAAUAUCAUACAAAUCGAAUAAUGAAUAAGAAAAAUUAGUGAUGAAAUAGAAAAUCUGUAGAAUUGAAUGAUUUCACCCACUCCAUUUUGUUAUUAACGUCAGGAGCUGCCCGAGGAGUGACGAGGAAAUGAGAAUGAAAUUCCUAGUCACGAUGCGCCGGUUAAAACCCGACAAGCUAUCGGCAGACUGUACGUUGACAUAUUCUUGUGACGUCACAACGCAGAAAAUCUCAACCGUCCAUAACCCGAAUUUCCCCUGAUUUGU
Molecule: messenger RNA, 4956 nt
Organism: Diachasmimorpha longicaudata
Lineage: Eukaryota; Metazoa; Arthropoda; Insecta; Hymenoptera; Braconidae
Gene: G9a
Product: histone-lysine N-methyltransferase EHMT1
Exons: 8
Coding region: 505-4167 (1220 amino acids)
Biological process (GO): peptidyl-lysine dimethylation; negative regulation of transcription by RNA polymerase II
Cellular component (GO): nucleus; chromatin
Molecular function (GO): histone H3K9 methyltransferase activity; zinc ion binding; p53 binding
Source: RefSeq, a predicted model, not a curated record